Lampris incognitus (smalleye Pacific opah) is the source of this 1170-nucleotide messenger RNA. RefSeq names its product receptor for activated C kinase 1 (gene rack1). Bases 107 to 1060 code for a protein of 317 amino acids. The record is from RefSeq and is a predicted model, not a curated record. Lineage: Eukaryota; Metazoa; Chordata; Actinopteri; Lampriformes; Lampridae. Gene Ontology annotation, biological process: rescue of stalled cytosolic ribosome; positive regulation of protein phosphorylation. The transcript has 8 exons. Gene Ontology annotation, molecular function: protein kinase C binding; ribosome binding; translation regulator activity. Gene Ontology annotation, cellular component: nucleus; cytosol.
ACUUCCUUUUCCGCUGUGCCCAAAUUGCGAUGAGGACCUAGGGUAACCUGGACCUCUAAAUAAUCCAGAUCCAUCCUUGUAAAAGGCUGAACCAAACGUCGCCAAAAUGACCGAGCAGAUGACAGUAAGGGGGACCCUGAAGGGGCACAAUGGUUGGGUCACCCAAAUUGCCACAACUCCACAGUUUCCAGAUAUGAUUCUGUCUGCGUCCCGAGACAAGUCUAUCAUUAUGUGGAAGCUGACCCGCGAUGAGACCAACUACGGCAUCCCCCAGCGUGCGUUGAAGGGUCACUCUCACUUUGUCAGUGAUGUUGUCAUCUCCUCUGAUGGACAGUUUGCCCUCUCCGGGUCUUGGGAUGGGACCCUCCGCUUGUGGGAUCUUACAACUGGCACCACCACCCGCCGUUUUGUUGGCCAUACCAAGGAUGUGCUGAGUGUGGCCUUCUCUGCUGAUAACCGCCAGAUUGUGUCUGGCUCCCGGGACAAGACCAUCAAGCUGUGGAAUACCCUGGGUGUUUGCAAAUACACCAUCCAGGAUGAGAGCCACUCUGAGUGGGUGUCCUGCGUCCGCUUCUCCCCCAACAGCAGCAACCCUAUUAUUGUCUCCUGUGGCUGGGACAAGAUGGUCAAGGUGUGGAACUUAGCAAACUGCAAGCUGAAGACCAACCACAUUGGCCACACUGGCUACCUGAACACAGUGACUGUGUCUCCCGAUGGCUCCCUGUGUGCAUCUGGUGGAAAGGACGGUCAGGCCAUGCUGUGGGACCUGAAUGAGGGCAAGCACCUGUACACCUUGGACAGUGGCGAUAACAUCAACGCUCUUUGCUUCAGUCCCAACCGUUAUUGGCUGUGCGCUGCCACUGGUCCCAGCAUCAAGAUUUGGGAUCUGGAGGGCAAGAUCAUUGUGGAUGAACUGAGACAGGAAGUGAUCAGCACCAAUAGCAAGGCUGAACCCCCACAAUGUACUUCCUUGGCCUGGUCUGCUGAUGGACAGACCCUGUUUGCUGGCUACACCGACAACCUGAUUAGAGUGUGGCAGGUCACCAUUGGAACCCGAUAAGAAGUUUUCAUGGUCACCAGUUGGACCUGAUAAGAACUUUUCUCAUGAAGCGUUUGAAUAAAAGUUAUAAAAAGUAGUGUGAACUCUUGGAUUAAACACUGCUGAUGGUG